Molecule: messenger RNA, 682 nt
Organism: Lactuca virosa
Lineage: Eukaryota; Viridiplantae; Streptophyta; Magnoliopsida; Asterales; Asteraceae
Source: the annotation of a GenBank genome assembly
AUGGGGCAUCAUGUUGCAACUGUCAUCCUCAUUGUAAUGUCUUAUAUUUGUAGAUUUGUGCGUGCUGGUUCUGUGAUUUUAGCUCUUCAUGAUGCAAGCGAUGUGUUUCUUGAAGUAGGAAAGAUGUCUAAAUACAGUGGUGCCGAAGGACUUGCAAGUGUUUCAUUUAUAUUAUUUGUGAUUUCAUGGGUAAUCCUUCGGCUUAUUUAUUACCCUUUUUGGAUUCUACGGAGUACAAGUUAUGAAGUUGUUAUGUUGUUGGAUAAAGAUAAACAUGAUACAUUGAUACCAAUCUACUACUAUAUCUUCAACACCCUUCUUUUCUGCUUGCUCGUUCUUCAUAUCUAUUGGUGGGUGCUUAUAUAUCGGAUGCUUGUUAAACAAAUCCUAAAUAGAGGCAAACUUAGUGAUGAUGUUCGUUCAGAUUCUGAUAGUGAUCAUGAACAUGAAGAUUGAUCAAUCAUUCUUGUAGUAAAAAGGUAAUUGGAUUCGCCAAGAAAGCGAUAGAAUUAUAACAUGCGAAAGAGUUAUUUAAGGGUGAAAGGAAUUUCAGCACGAAAGUUUCGUUCCUUAAUCAAGGCACGUUGUAUAUUUGUAUGAAAUCAAUCAAAUGUUUGAUAUUAUAUAGGGAGUCAAUGUAUAGAAAGUUCAAAUGUAAUGAAAAGUCAACUACAAUGGGUUC